AUGGGAAGAGUGCCUUGUUGUGAAAAGAAUGGUCUCAAGAGAGGACCAUGGACACAAGAGGAAGACCAAAAGCUCAUUGAUUAUAUUCACAAACAUGGCUAUGGAAACUGGAGAUUACUCCCAAAGAAGGCUGGGUUACAAAGAUGUGGAAAGAGUUGUCGUCUUCGUUGGACAAACUAUCUGCGACCGGAUAUAAAGCGAGGCCGAUUCUCUUUUGAAGAAGAAGAAACCAUAAUUCAACUACAUAGCAUGCUCGGCAACAAAUGGUCUGCAAUUGCUUCUAGGCUACCAGGAAGAACAGACAAUGAAAUCAAGAAUUAUUGGAACACUCACGUUAGAAAAAGACUCUUGAGGAUGGGAAUUGAUCCAGUGACACAUAAUCCAAGACUUGAUCUUUUGGACCUUUCUUCUAUCAUAAAUUCAUCUCUUUAUGCUUCUGCUUCAUUGAUGAACCCUGAGAUUCUAAAAUUUGCUGCAUCACUCUUCCCCUCUCAAGAGACUCACCAAAUUAUCUCACACUUGGUUCAAACUCAAAUUCAGGACUCCAUUCAUCAAGAAGCUUAUAACAAACUAUUGAAUCCACCUUGUGAUAAUUCAAUGUCUUUCACUCAAUCAAACUUGGUUGAACCCAAUGAGAAUCUAUAUUCAUCAUCAUUUUUACCUGAAUCUGGCUUCCAACAACAACACGAUUUGCAUUGCAAUGGAAUUGCUUCAAGUACUACUAGAGAUGAUUUUGCUAAUCCAUUACCAAGCUAUGAUUACAUGAGUUCUGACUAUCAUGGAAAUGAUCUAAUUAUGGAACCUCACAUAUCAGAAACCUCAACAUUUCAUUCCAAUAACACCAACCGGAACUUCAAUUUCGCUUCGGUUCUAUCUACGCCUUCAUCAAGUCCCGGACGCUUGAAUUCGAAUUCGACAUAUAUCAAUGGAACCAGCAUUGAAGACGAGACAGAAAGCUAUGUUAGCAACAACAUGUUUGAAUUUCAAGUUUCAGAUAUCUUAGGUGUGAAUGAGUUCAUGUAA
Messenger RNA from Vicia faba (fava bean), 1023 nucleotides. Lineage: Eukaryota; Viridiplantae; Streptophyta; Magnoliopsida; Fabales; Fabaceae. The record is from the annotation of a GenBank genome assembly.